This is a messenger RNA of Gongylonema pulchrum, 423 nucleotides long. Lineage: Eukaryota; Metazoa; Nematoda; Chromadorea; Rhabditida; Gongylonematidae. The record is from the annotation of a GenBank genome assembly.
CAACACUCGAAAUGGUUAGUGAAAUGUGUGGAUUCGAUGGAUUCGCUAUCUCCGCUAGACCUCAUUACACUCUCACGACUUUCAUCACAAGUGAACAAACAUUUGUUUUAUUCAUUUUUCAAAUCGCUGAUUGGAAAAGAUGUGGUCGUCGAACUCAAAAAUGAUUUAAGUAUUUGCGGUACACUGCAUUCAGUGGAUCAAUAUCUGAAUAUGAAAUUAACCGAUAUCUCAGUGACCGAUUCGGAACGACACCCACACAUGCUCUCCGUUAAAAAUUGCUUCAUUCGUGGAUCAGUGGUACGAUAUGUGCAAUUGCCAGCUGAUCAGGUUGACACACAGUUGCUACAGGAUGCAAGCCGACGAGAAGUGAUGCAGGCUAAACGAUCCUCAGCAACAGCAACAACCACAGCGACGACCACGUAG